AUUUUCCAAAUGCCAAGUGUUUAGGAUGUCAUUUUCAUUUUUGUAAUUGCCUUUGGAAAAAAGCAGGAAAACUUCAUGUACGCAAUAUAUUAAAUAAUGAUGGUAACAAACAUUUUCUUGCAUCAUUUUUUGCACUGCCGCUAAUUCCAAAGGAUCAUAUUCAAUUUAUUUUUGAUGAUUUCCAGUUUAAUGUUCCACAACAUCUUAAUAUUGUACGUUUUAUAAAAUAUGUAGAAAAUUGGAUAACUGGUGCAAUUUUUAGUCCAGAUAUAUGGAAUUUAUUCGACUUCAUAGGAUUACGUCCACGUAUCAACAAUCCUAUUGAAGGUUAUCAUAAUAAGCAAAACAGAUAUGUAACAGCUAAUCCAAAUAUACUUCAUUGGAUUAAUUCAAUACAAAAAGAAGAGACCAAUGCUGCAACGAGACUUUUGCAAGAAAUACAAGAUUUCUCAUCAACGAAGCCAAUGGGAUGUAGUCGUGAAGAAUUGAAAAUGAAUUAA
Molecule: messenger RNA, 500 nt
Organism: Didymodactylos carnosus
Lineage: Eukaryota; Metazoa; Rotifera; Eurotatoria; Philodinida; Philodinidae
Source: the annotation of a GenBank genome assembly